Messenger RNA from Cladophialophora psammophila CBS 110553, 459 nucleotides. RefSeq lists its product as uncharacterized. The record is from RefSeq and is a predicted model, not a curated record. The transcript is spliced from 2 exons. Bases 1 to 459 code for a protein of 152 amino acids. Lineage: Eukaryota; Fungi; Ascomycota; Eurotiomycetes; Chaetothyriales; Herpotrichiellaceae.
AUGCUUUAUGCCGGCCAUGCUGGGACAAGACCUGCGUGCUGGCUUCAACAGGAUGGCAAUGGAGAAUAUGCGCUGAACCUCCCGUUCACUCCCAACACCAAGGUCCCUCUGCUCGACCCUGGCAACGGAAUCGGGAUAUUGGUCGCAGCAAUCUUGCUUGAUCCACAAGAGACCUUGAACAGGCAGAUCAAUGGUUGGAGUGGCUAUUUCCUGGUUAGCCGGCUGUCGGAGGACUUCGAAGCGGCUACUACACAGAAGGUUCAGCUGAACACUCUGCCAAUGGAUACGUGGGCAUCAUUAGGUGAAUUGAAGGGAAACUUCCAGCUCGUCAUUCCUCCAGCAUACUAUAUUUGUGAGCUAGCGGACGCGGUUGAUAAGAGAUUGAACCUGGUGGCCCAGUCUGGAUUACGGAAGCUACUCAGCUGGAAGGACUAUGCCGCCGAGCAGUUCAAGGCUUGA